This is a messenger RNA of Podospora pseudocomata, 760 nucleotides long. RefSeq lists its product as uncharacterized. The record is from RefSeq and is a predicted model, not a curated record. Bases 1 to 687 code for a protein of 228 amino acids. The transcript has 2 exons. Lineage: Eukaryota; Fungi; Ascomycota; Sordariomycetes; Sordariales; Podosporaceae.
AUGAUGCGUCUACGCCCUCUCGUAUCAGCCCCUAUCAUGGGCGCCUUGAGGCAACAAACCCUCCCGUGUGCGGCUCGUCAGUUCUCAGCCUCCGUCAAGCCCGGCACAUCCAUCUCCGAAGUCAUCACCAAAGACCACCGAGAGCUCGAGCAGUACUACAACGAAGUCAUCAACUCCAAUGACCCCGAUCACCAACAGCGCUUUGGCAACCAAUUCACUUGGGAGCUGGCGCGCCACUCGGUCGCCGAAGAGCUGAUUGUCUAUCCCGCUUUUGAGUCUCAUAUGGGCGACAAGGGCCAUGCCAUGGCCGAGGACGACCGCAAGCAACAUCACAGAGUAAAAGAGCUCCUCAAGGAAUUCCAGAACAUGAAGGCCGAGUCGGCAGACUAUGUCCCCAAGCUGAAGGAGCUUUGGUCGGUCUUGUCGCAGCACAUCAAGGAGGAGGAGGAGAAUGACUUGCCGGCGCUCGAGGCGGCGUUGCAGGCGGCCAAGGGCGAGUCGGAGGGCAUGGCGAAGAAGUUUGGUCUCACCAAGGCGUUCGUUCCGUCAAGAAGCCACCCAAGUGCGGGGGAGAACCCUUACUUCGAGUCGGCCAUGGGAAUGUUGGCUGCGCCUAUUGACCACAUUGCGGAUAUCUUUAGGAAGUUUCCUGGGAACACCAAGUCCCCCAACCCAUCUACCAAGUAGAUGGAGACAUGAGAUAGGAAAAUGUGAGUUUUUGUACAUACUUUAAUGCAUAAUUUGGACUUAUGUUUCGAGU